Molecule: messenger RNA, 6988 nt
Organism: Ailuropoda melanoleuca (giant panda)
Lineage: Eukaryota; Metazoa; Chordata; Mammalia; Carnivora; Ursidae
Gene: ACOT11
Product: acyl-CoA thioesterase 11
Exons: 13
Coding region: 1501-2946 (481 amino acids)
Biological process (GO): acyl-CoA metabolic process
Cellular component (GO): cytosol; cytoplasm
Molecular function (GO): long-chain fatty acyl-CoA hydrolase activity; lipid binding
Source: RefSeq, a predicted model, not a curated record
AAGAGACACAAAUAUCUCUCUUUUUAGCACCACAGAAAAUAGACUGUUAUUUUCAUUUUAGGGAUCAUGGAAAUUUUUUCCUAAUUUCUUAUCAUGAAAACUUUCAACACUCUAGAAAACUUGAAUAGUGCAAUGAUCAACACCAGUGAGAUUCAAGAGUUAACAUUUUUUGGGCUAAAUAUGCUUUAUCUAUAUAUGGAUAAAUAAAUACACAUACUUCUCUUUCUCUCUCUCUUUUCUCAACUAUUUGAAAGUAAGUUGCAGACAUCCUGCUGCUUCAUCCCUCCAACGUCAGCACGCAUCUCCUAGAAAUGGCAGUCCCUUCCAUGCCUAUUAGGACUGCUGACGACAGAAAUGGACAAGUCCUUGGCGAACGUGGGCUUCUAUUAUUUAUGGAGCUCCUGCUGUGGGGCCGGGCCUGGCGCUGGCUGUGUCACACCCCGUCUCACUUGACCGUCAAUAGUCACGCAUCUCGGCACUUCACAGACAAGGAGAUAGGCUCAGAGAGGCAAAGUGACUCACCCAAGGUCACGCAGCUCAGUAGUGUGACCGUCAUGCUACAGCUGGACUGGAGCCCAGGCCCACGUGACUCUUCCCACUGUGUCCACUGCCGCCCCUUGACAGGCAGGCCCCUUGGAAGGGACCCUUCCUAGCUUUGGGGAGGAGGCUGUGCAUUUGAGGAAGAAGUUCGCACUAUGCUGUCUAUGUCUGUGAGCUAAGGCACAGAGAGAUGAAAGGACUUGCUCACGGUCGCCCCAGCCCCUGCCUGGCUCCUCCUCCUGGCUUACCCUCUCUGAUGUUCAGUCCCCCCAAACCUACCUGUCACGCUUAUCUAGAGGCUCUAAGGAGGUAAUGCACACUGCUUGGCACAGAGUAGGCAAUCUUUACAUGUUUCUGUUUUUCUUCCCACCCUCUGUUUAUAGUCCCUUGUACUUAGUAGGCAUUCAAUAUACGUGCAAUGCAUUAAUUCAGUAGGCCACUAUUUAUGGAGGGCCUACCCUGUGCCGUGUGCUAGGCCUUCAAGGGUCUAUGGUGAGCAAGACAGGUGUGAUCCUGGCCCUGGUGGAGCUUAAGGAUUGUGGACAAGACAGGCCCAUCUGUUGGAAGAAGUGUCGGGAGGGUGAACCUUAUGGAGCGACAGAGGGGCGGGGCAGGUGCCUGAGGGGGUACUGUUGAGCCUCAAGCAAAGAGAAGCUUGAGCAUUCACUGGACAAGGGGGAGAUGAAUGAAAUCAUGCCUCCACCUCCCUACCUGUAAAAUGAGGGGCUAAUGCUAUCUCGACAGCUUGCUUUGAGGACUCAGUGACAUUGCCAUUGUGAAUAUGGUCUGUAAGCUGUGACAUUCCCCUGCCAGUUCCCCUCAGCAGAGGCCCUGCAAGAAUCUGGGCCCUUCUUCCUUCCCUCUCUCCCCUCUGGAAGGCCCACCUCCUGCUUUUCUCUCCCCAGUGUUGGACAAGUGGUGAAUAUCAAGGCCAAGGUGAACCGGGCCUUCAACUCCAGUAUGGAGGUGGGCAUCCAGGUGGCCUCCGAGGACCUGUGUUCUGAGAAGCAGUGGACCGUGUGCAAGGCCUUGGCCACCUUUGUGGCCCACCGGGAGCUCUCCAAGGUGAAGCUCAAGCAGAUCACGCCGCGGACGGAGGAGGAGAAGAUGGAGCACAGCGUGGCGGCCGAGCGCCGACGCAUGCGGCUGCUCUACGCGGACACCAUCAAGGACCUCCUGGCCAACUGCGCCAUUCAGGAUGUGCCUCCCUCUGCCCUUCCCGGGUCAGAUCUGGAGAGCAGAGACUGCAGCUGCAUGGUGCCAGCCGAGAAGACCCGCGUGGAGAGCGUGGAGCUGGUCCUGCCCCCCCAUGCCAAUCACCAAGGCAAUACCUUCGGGGGCCAGAUCAUGGCCUGGAUGGAGAACGUGGCCACCAUUGCAGCCAGCCGGCUGUGCCGUGCCCACCCUACGCUGAAGGCCAUUGAGAUGUUCCACUUCCGGGGCCCUUCCCAAGUUGGGGACCGCCUGGUGCUCAAAGCCAUUGUGAACAACGCCUUCAAGCAUAGCAUGGAGGUGGGUGUGUGCGUGGAGGCUUACCGCCAGGAGGCCGAGACCCAUCGGCGGCACAUCAACAGUGCCUUCAUGACCUUCGUGGUCCUGGAUGCGGAUGACCAGCCUCGGACACUGCCCUGGAUUCAGCCCCAGCCUGGGGAUGGCGAGCGGCGCUACCGAGAGGCUAGUGCCAGGAAGAAGAUCCGACUGGACAGGAAGUACAUCGUAUCCUGUAAACAGGCAGAAAUGCCCCUGUCUGUCCCCUGGGACCCUAGCAACCAGGUAUACCUGAGUUACAACAACGUCUCCUCCCUGAAGAUGCUCGUGGCCAAGGACAACUGGGCGCUGUCCUCGGAGGUCAACCAGGUCCGCCUGUACACUCUGGAGGAAGACAAGUUCCUCUCCUUCCACAUGGAGAUGUCAGUGCACGUGGACACCACCCAGGCCUUCCUGCUGCUCUCAGACCUGCUUCGGAGGCCUGAGUGGGACAAGCACUACCGGAGCGUGGAGCUAGUGCUGCAGGUGGACGAGGACGAUGCCAUCUACCACGUCAUCAGCCCUGUCCUCAGCGGCGACACCAAGCCCCAGGACUUUGUGAUCCUGGCCUCUCGGCGGAAGCCUUGUGACAACAGAGACCCCUACGUCAUCGCGAUGAGGUCAGUCACACUGCCCACACACCCUGAGACGCCAGCGUACAGGCGCGGGGAGACCAUAUGUUCGGGUUUCUGCUUCUGGCGAGAGGGGGACCAACUGACCAAGGUGUCCUACUACAACCAGGCUACCCCGGGCUUCCUCAACUACGUGACCACCAAUGUGGCUGGUCUCUCCUCGGAGUUCUACACCACCUUCAAGGCCUGUGAGCAGUUUCUGUUGGACAACCGGAGCGAUCUGGCCCCCAGCCUCCAGACCCUCUAGGCCCCCGCAUGCCCGCUCCUCCUCCGUCCUGCCCCCAGGGACACACGCACAGUGCAUUGAGGAAGGCAGGGGUGUUUAUUACUUGCUGCCUCCCCCGUGGGAAGCCUGGACCCAGGGCUCCGCCGGCCCAGCACCCGUGGGCGCUCAGGCCCCGUCAGCAUCCGCCAGCAGGUGUUUGCGGUAACUCUGCGGCAGCCUAUAGUAGACUCGGGUGCGGUCCACAGUCCUGGCUGCCAGCAGCGCCGCCCGCACCGACGCAUAGUCGCCCCUCUCCGGGCUGUGCUCCACCGUGACAGUGGCCCGGGGGGAGGCCGCCAGCAGCCUGGCCACCACCCCAGCCACGUUCUGGCCCAGCAGCCCAGCCUGCAGCUGGAAGGACACAGGCUGCCAGAGACCCCGGCACAGCUCCAGCAUAUCUGUGAGCAGCUGUUCCCCGUAGCCACUGCCCAGCGCCGCCUCAGGCCAGCCUGGUGCCACCGUCACGUGGGGGAACACCUUAGCCACAGCUGUCAGCAGCUCCCGGCCGGCCACGUGGCCAGGGACCACAAAACUGCCGUGGGAGACGGUGGCCCCGAUCCACACAGGCCGAGGCAGGUGUCCGUGGGCGGAGAGGUGGGCCAGCGUGGUCAGGGCCGGCCGGAGGGCUGAGGGCUCUGUUAUGUUCAGAUAGACACCCCAGCGUCCGGGCCGCCCGGCGAGCUGCAGCAGGCAGGACGACAGCGUCAGGGCGGGACCUCCCGGGGCAUGUAUGAUGGGCACAGCGUCCUUGGCUGCAGGCCCCUGGAGGCCAACGUUUAGCAGGAUCAUGCCUUCUCUGUCUGAAAGAGGCAAUGCAGACAAUAGCGUCAGGAGUUCGGGUGAUGGUGGGGUGUCAGAGGCCCCUGUUAAAGGGGUAUUAAUGGGGGGCAGCCAAGGAGAAGCUGGUGCCCCAUCGGCUGAGAUCUGUCGAUGGUCUGGGCUCUAGGUGGAAAGGCUGCUUUAUGAACGUGCCCGGGGCUCAUCAGAAGGACAUGACCAGCUGUAGCUCAGCUCUUGGCCUUUGACUAGGGCUCAGUCCUGGGGCCUGGGCCUGCCCUUCCUACAGCAGAUAAGGGUCAGGACUCAAGGGCACUGAAGGUUAGGGGGCCGUGCUCUUGGUACCACUGCACUCCUCCACCCUGGCAGCCAGCGUGUUGCCACAGUAACAGAGGCCCUAGGUUCCUGCCCCUCCCCACCCCGGCCCCAGUUUAGCUAGGAGCACAGGUGCUGAAGGCAGACCUUACCUGGGAGGCUGACUGUCUCUGUUCUGUUGCCCUGGAAGGCAGGAACCAGCCACUCCACAGUCAGACCGUCCCCCUCAGGGGGCUGGAGAAGAGGGAUCAGGCUGCCUCCCGUGUAGUAAAUUCGCUUCCGUGUGGCAUUUGCUGUGGGGCCCCAAAUUGUCAAGAUGAAGAGGCCACCAAUCACAAAGUGCCUUCUCUGCACCCCGUAUCUACACAGAUCCUCCCUCAGCCUCACAGCACCCCUCUAGGCAGAAGUACUCCCAUCGGAGAUUACAGGAAGGGACUUGCCCAAGGUCCCAAAGCCAAUGAGUGGAGUUGCUGGGGUUAGAGCCUAAUGGAGCCAAGUCUGCCAUCCCCAAAGCUGCAACUCCCCCUCCCUGCAACGACAUGGCUCCCAUGGUAGGAACGUUGAGUCUCAUGGGUUCCCUUUGAGAUGGCUGAACUGCAGGCUUUCCAAGGUCCAGGGUCAAGGCAAUGAGGGGUUUGGACAAGUGAACAGGUGGCAUCCAGGUCAUUGAUCAGUAGGCAUAUUGGUCAGGGGGGGGCGGUCUCUGAGGAACUACGCCGUAAGGGAAACGCACAUGGGGUUUGGAAUUUGCUGGGUUCCAAUCUAAGCUGUGCUAUGUACAAGCGAAUGACUUGGUGUAGAUUACUUAACUGGUCUGAACCUCAGUUUCCCUGUCUAUAAAAUGGGAUCACUGCUUCCUGGUUAUUUGAGGCUUACGUAACACACCAGACCCAGGUCUGGCAUCCAUUAGGUGCUUAAAAGGAUUCUUUGACCUGAUUCCACCCAGAAUUUUCUCUUCCAGUGCCUCACCCCUCCAGCUCUGCUCCACUGUCCACCAAAUGCUACCCUGUGCAGAGUCCAGGCCCACCCCCCCUGCGCGGCCCCACACCCCUGCCUACCGGCCAUCUGCUUGAACUGCGACAGGACAGGCUCAAAGAGGUCAUAGUAGACUUGGUGGGGGGCGCUGUUGUCUCGGACAUAGAGGAGAUCGUCCACCGACACGGGGUCCAAGUAACCCUGCCACAGCGUCAGGCUGUACCUGGGGCCCAGAGAGCCAGCUCAGCACCUGCCUGGGCCCAGCAAGGUCCCCAGCCGCACUCCUGUGCUCAGAACUGGACCCUAACUGGGUGGGGAUAGAGUAUCUGGCCUCCAGCUUCCCACCAGCCCCUUCUACCAGAGGACUGUCCCCUUCUCAGGGGCAGAAGCCGCCACAGGGGCUUCAGGAAGAAUAAAGAGGCUGAGCAGGAGGGGCUGGCCUGCCCUGUCUCCUCACUACGAGGGUCUGUUUCUGGUCCUGUCUUAGGAAUGGGAAAAGGACAGAAUGGGAUGGGUACAGGCAGAGGGGGAGACGUUAGGUGUGGAGGGGGAAGGGGACAGCCCUGGAACUCCUGUGGGAAGUGGCUGUGGGACUGGGCAGCUGGGAGCAGACUGCAGAAAUGCAGAUGGGAGUCCCUCAAUCCCUAGAGGACAAUCCUGGGUACAGUUGGCUCCCACGGGAGGGAAACUUGCCACUAGGUCAAGUUAUCCACCAAUGGACUGGCUGCCCCAGGUGGUGGUGAGCAGCCCAUCACCAGAGGUAUACAAGCAGAGAGCAGGGAUCCUGUAGAGGAUGUGAGGGCCAGCCGAUAUGGGACAGAUAUGGUUAAUCCUCUGGAAUCUCCCCCGGGGGCAUCAGUGCUGGGGGCGGCGGGGGUUUGGUGAUCAGGGGCUAUGGCAGGGGCCUGGGAGUUUUCACCUCUUCGAUUGGUCCAGCAGCCAGCUGAAGUGGGGCCAGGCAUCCCGUACCAUGACAGCUCGCACGGGGAAGGUGACCCUCUGUGGCAGUGCUCCCACCAGCUCCUGCAUCCUCUCCACCAUGGCUCGGCUGUAUGUCACGUUCAGGACGAAGAAGGCCAUGUAGAAAGUGGUCCAGCCCGGAGACAGGGUGGCCUCAGGAUACUUCUCCUGAACCAAGGCCAGGAACCUGCAAAGAAUCAGAGACACUGGUCUUUGAGAGCCUUGCUGGCCCCUUUCUCAUCUCCUGGGUUCCCAUCACUGGGCUAGGAAGUGGCAAGUCCUGUUGAAUGUGGAGUGUGAGGACAGAAGCAAAGUCCUAAAGAACAGAAGCGACCUGCUAGGGUCCUACAAUGAGGCAUGGACUUUGGAUUCAGGGGCUUCCCAGUUCAGUUCCUGACUCUGUAACCUUGGGCAGCUCAUUCAACCCCUUUGAUUCUCGAAGAUGGCAUCCCUUCCGGUAAGGCAGGGCCUCUUCAGCACCCCCAUUUGGAUGGGGGGACAAGCCAGGGCCCCAGAUGUGGGGAUCAAGACUCUGCCACUUGUCUCUGAAACUUCAGAUUUUAAAUUCCAUGUAAAUUUUACCCUGAUAGAAAUUUUAGCAGAGGAAUGUUACCCUCUCCUUCUCCCCGAACCACUGAGUAAAAUCAACACUCCAAGAAGAUAAGCCCUAUUUAUCUCGGGCCACUGACUACAUUUUUCCAACUGCCGCUUUCCAAAUGCACCACCGGUUGAGAAUCACAGUAAAUACUGGAGGGAUGGAUUGUUGGCUGGCUGGCCAGACAGACGGAGGGAUGGACGAAGAGAUGGAUGAUUGGAAUCAGAAAGGCCUGGCUUUGAAUCUUUACUGUAUUUUUAGAGCUAGGCAGUCAAACAGUUUAACUUCAAUGAGAUAGUUCCUGUAUUAAUAAAAUGAAAAUAAUAGUACCUACCUCAUUCUCUUGGUACUAAAGUACUUUCUGAACAGUGCCUGGGCACGUAAUAAACACUUAACAACGCA